CUUUUUUUGUUUCAUCCAAUUAGUUCCAUUAGUUGUAUUAGCUAGCUAGCUAGCUCUCUUUCACUCUCUGAUUGAUAAAAGGUGGUAGCUAGUGUACAUAUAUAUAUAUAUAUAGAUAGAUAGGUAUGGCGCAGCUUAUAAGUAAUAGUAGUAGGAUUGUUAUGUGGGUGGUGUUGUGUUUGAUGAUGUGGUGGUUGGGGUUAUCGGCAGCAGCGUACAAUUACAAUGUGAUGAGUUAUGGAGCAAAAGCGGAUGGGAAAACGGAGUGCAGCAGAGCAUUCGUGAAGGCGUGGGCAUCGGCAUGUGGGUCCCAAAGAGCAGCCACAAUGUACGUUCCCAAGGGCAGGUUCUUGAUAAAGGCCGUACAGUUUAGCGGUCCGUGUAGAAACAGAGUGACGGUUCAGAUGGACGGCACCCUGGUUGCUCCCUCAAACUACUGGGAUAUGGGAAACUCCGGCUUCUGGAUUCUGUUCAUAAAGGUCACCGAUCUUGCGGUCAUUGGUGGCACUCUUGAUGCCAAAGGACCUGCCUUCUGGGCCUGCAGGAGAUCUGGGAGCACAUGUCCAGUAGGAGCUAGGUCUAUAACAUUCAAUUGGGCCAACAACAUAGUAAUCAGCGGAUUAACCUCCAUCAACAGCCAACUGAGUCACCUCGUAAUCAACAGCUGCAACAACGUUCUAGUCCGAAAUGUAAAUCUAAUAGCCCCCGACCAGAGCCCCAACACCGACGGUAUUCAUGUGCAGAGCUCCACCGGCAUCACGAUUACAGGCGCUACCUUGAAGACCGGAGAUGACUGCGUAUCAAUCGGUCCAGGCACCAAAAACAUGCUUAUGACCAACAUCAAGUGUGGCCCCGGACACGGAGUAAGCAUUGGAAGUCUAGGGAAGGAUCUGUACGAGAACGGGGUGCAGAACGUGACACUAACAAAUGCUGUGUUCACUGGAUCAGACAACGGAGUUCGAAUCAAGUCAUGGGCUAGGCCCAGCAAGGGGUACGUGAGCAACAUUGUGUUCCAGAACCUUAUCAUGAACAACGUUCAGAACCCCAUAAUCAUCGAUCAGAAUUACUGUCCAAACAACCAAGGAUGUCCCCGCCAGAGCUCCGGCGUCAAAAUCAGCGGAGUGACAUACAGAAACAUAAAAGGAUCGUCGGCGACCCCGGAGGCUGUGACAUUCGAUUGCAGCCGCAGUAAUCCAUGCAGAGGGAUUAGACUGCAAGACAUAAAGCUCACUUUUAGGAACGGCCCAGCAACAUCUUCCUGCAACAAUAUUGGUGGAACCAGCAUUGGAGUUCUCAUCCCCAGGAGCUGUCUGCGAUCAUGAUCAAUAUUAGUAUUCAUGACAUGUGGCAUGUCAUGUUUUAUAUAUAUAUAUAUAUAUAUAUACAUCGUCAGUUCGUCACCACCACCACUAUCAUCGUCAUCAUGGGUGUGCGGUUUACCUACAUACACCACAUGUACUUUGACUCAUUUUUAUAUAUUCAAGUACUUUUACAUGGUAAUCGAGUGUUAGUGUUGCA
Ziziphus jujuba (common jujube) is the source of this 1518-nucleotide messenger RNA. Its product is annotated as polygalacturonase. The coding region runs from base 126 to 1322 and encodes 398 amino acids. The transcript is spliced from 3 exons. The record is from RefSeq and is a predicted model, not a curated record. NCBI's taxonomy places the organism in Eukaryota, Viridiplantae, Streptophyta, Magnoliopsida, Rosales, Rhamnaceae. Gene Ontology annotation, biological process: carbohydrate metabolic process. Gene Ontology annotation, molecular function: polygalacturonase activity.